Molecule: messenger RNA, 1431 nt
Organism: Peromyscus leucopus (white-footed mouse)
Lineage: Eukaryota; Metazoa; Chordata; Mammalia; Rodentia; Cricetidae
Product: kelch-like protein 6
Exons: 2
Source: RefSeq, a predicted model, not a curated record
UUUCUGCAGCUGGUGGACGCCUGUGCCAGCUUCCUCACAGAAGCCUUGAACCCAGAAAAUUGCAUUGGAAUACUGAGGCUGGCGGAUACACACUCGUUGGACAGUUUAAAGAUGCAAGUUCAAAGUUACAUCAUUCAAAACUUCGUUCAGAUUCUGAACUCUGAGGAGUUCCUGGAACUUCCGGUGGAUACCUUGUAUCACAUCUUGAAGAGUGAUGACCUUUGUGUGACCGAGGAGGCUCAGGUGUUUGAGACCGUGAUGAGCUGGGUCCAGCACAAACAGUCAGAACGACUCUGCCUCCUCCCUUGUGUUCUCGAGAACGUGCGCUUACCGCUUCUGGACCCGUGGUACUUCGUGGAGAUGGUUGAAGCAGAUCCUCUCAUUAGACAGUGUCCUGAGGUCUUCCCACUGCUGCAGGAAGCCAGGAUGUACUACCUCUCUGGCAAUGAGAUUAUUUCAGAGCGUACCAAGCCCAGGAUGCACGAGUUCCAGUCUGAGGUGUUCAUGAUUAUUGGCGGCUGUACCAAAGAGGAACGAUUUGUGGCAGAGGUAACCUGCCUGGAUCCCCUGAGGCGCAGUCGUCUGGAGGUGGCCAAGCUUCCACUGACAGAGCACGAGCUGGAGAGUGAGAAUAAGAAGUGGGUGGAGUUUGCCUGUGUGACAUUAAAAAACGAGGUCUACAUCUCAGGUAAGUGGGAGGCUGGGAUCAAAGCAGUCCCCUGAUAGCAUCCUACACUUCCCUAAAUGGAAACCAACCAACUGCCCUGCAAGAAUGUCUGAGUUCACUGUGGUCUAGCUCUGUGGGUCAGGAUAUGGGACCAGGAGCGUAGGUGGUCUUGUCCUGGAGAAAACAUUAUCACUUAAUAAAUACUGAUAUGUGAGCAGCACAGACAGCUCCAGCCCUCAUGGAGGAACAAAAAUGAGAGUAAUGUCAGGGCUUGUUCAGUCUAUUGUAGGCGCCGGGCACUGAUCUGGGUAUACAGCUAGUAAUGAAAUGUCUUAUCCUGCCAUAAACCCAACCUUCCCAAAUUUCUUAGACAUUCUAUGAUACAUGUCUACUGAAGUAAUAUGAAUACGUAUUCAUUUUCAUUGCUAACUUAAUCAUUAACAGUUCUUUGUGCUCGCCUUCUCCUUAGAUGUGAAGUUCCAUGAGCGUUAACACACUCUCUCUCUUACCUAGCAGUGAAGAUGCUCAGUAGAUGUUUGUUAAUUACACAGUCGCUAUCAUCUUUAGAACUUAGUAGGUAAACCAACGGCAUGCAAUUACCAGUCACAGCGGGGGAGGCCAGAUGAUGAAGUAGGAGAAAACGGGGCUCAGAGAGGUUCUGGAAGGUAAUGUAGAUCCUGGUACUGGACAGGAUCACCAUCUAGGGCUAAGCCCAGUCCUUCUCACUCAUAUCCAAAGGAAGACACAAACAUUCCCUUCCUAAU